Rasamsonia emersonii CBS 393.64 is the source of this 1581-nucleotide messenger RNA. RefSeq lists its product as uncharacterized. The coding region runs from base 1 to 1581 and encodes 526 amino acids. Gene Ontology annotation, biological process: transmembrane transport. The transcript is spliced from 4 exons. Gene Ontology annotation, molecular function: transmembrane transporter activity. The record is from RefSeq and is a predicted model, not a curated record. Lineage: Eukaryota; Fungi; Ascomycota; Eurotiomycetes; Eurotiales; Trichocomaceae.
AUGGGCUUGGGCAUCAUCGAGCCCAAGGGCGUCGACUAUGUGCCCGGCACAGCCAUUCUGUACCAGACCAAGGGCUCUGCUGAGCCCGAAAGCCCUCGAAUUGAGGACUCUUCUGAUAGCGACAGCUUGAGGCUGAUUCCAGUGCCGUCUGCGUCGCCUCGAGAUCCAUUGAACUGGCCCAAAUGGAAAAAAGACCUUACCUUCUUCUCCAUCUGCUACAUGGUCAUCAUGGGCACGCUCGUCGGCCCCACCCUCUCCAGCGUCAACGGCGUCCUCGUCGAGGAACUCCACGUCACCUUCAACCAGGUCUCCCUCCUCACGGGAUGCGAGUUCAUUGCCUCCGCCUGCACCGCCCUCAUCUACCAGACCGUCGCAAAAGUCUGGGGCAAACGCCCCGUCUACAUCUUUGCCACGCUGAGCAUGUUCGUCGGCGUCGUCUGGAAUGCCUGCCUGAAGAUGUCCUAUGUGCAGUUCAUGACUGCCCGCACGUUCCAGGGUCUGGGGCUCGGCGCAUUUGAGACGUUGCCGCCGUCGUCGAUUGGUGAUUUAUUCUUCGUCCACCAACGCGGCAAGCGCGUCGCCUUCUUCAACAUGACCUUCUUCGGCCUCUCGUACCUCUCGCCCAUUAUUGGCGGCUACAUCGCGCAGAAAUACGGCUGGCAGAUGCAGUUCAAGAUCAUCGCCGCGUUCUGCGCUGUCGGCGUCGUGCUGAUCCUGUUCUUCUGCCCGGAGACGGCGUACAAUCGUCCUGCGGUGGCAGACGACAGUCAGUCGCAGGAUCUGACGGCCAGAGACCAGAAUGAGAAGCAGGUCCUGACGACGUCCGACAGCCCCGCCGCGGACUCGGCGUUCAAAACCUGGCUGCGCGAAUUGAGCCCCUACAACGGCCGCUUUUCCGACGAGCGCAUCGUCAAGAUCUUCCUGCGUCCGUUCGCCGCCAUGAUCUACCCGGCCAUCCUGUGGGCGUUCAUGCUGCAGGGCACCGUCCACUGCUGGUCGAUCGGCGUGUCCAUCAUGAUGGCGCAGCUCUUCGCCGGACCACCGCUCAACUUCGGCCCGGCACAACUCGGCUACAUCUACGCCUUCCCGGCCGUGGCGUCGCUGUUCGCGUACCUGCUGGGCCUGUUCCUGUCGGACUGGGUGCUGAAAGUCGCGGCGCGGCGCAACAACGGCGUCGCGGAGCCCGAGUUCCGCCUGUUCUUCACCGUCGGGGUGCUGGUGUUCGGCGCGCCGGGCCUGUUCGCCUUUGGACGGUACGCAGCGCUGGGCACGGGGCCUGACGCGUCCGGCGCCAACGUCAGCUGGGUGCUGAUCAGCUUCUUCUACGGGAUGAUCGUCUUUGGGCUGGUGUGCGCCUGUACGGCGACCUUCUCGUACCUGCUCGACGCCCACCGCGCCUUCUCCGCCGAGUUCAUGAUCGCGCUCGUCGUCUUGCGCAACAUGUUCGCCUUUGGCGGCACGUACUUUAUGCCGACGUGGCUCGAGACGGGCGGGCCCGAGCAGAUGUUCUACUCCAUGGGCGGGAUUUUGUUUGCUGGGUGUCUGCUGACGAUUCCCAUACGAACUUUUUUCCGUAUCUAG